Messenger RNA from Cryptomeria japonica (Japanese cedar), 2544 nucleotides. RefSeq names its product G-type lectin S-receptor-like serine/threonine-protein kinase At2g19130. The record is from RefSeq and is a predicted model, not a curated record. Lineage: Eukaryota; Viridiplantae; Streptophyta; Pinopsida; Cupressales; Cupressaceae. Bases 1 to 2412 code for a protein of 803 amino acids. The transcript has a single exon. Gene Ontology annotation, biological process: protein phosphorylation; recognition of pollen. Gene Ontology annotation, molecular function: ATP binding; protein serine/threonine kinase activity.
AUGGAGACGUUAAGAGCUGAAGAGAAACGCCGAAAAACUAAGCAUUUGGAAAUGAGGAAAAACGAUCUAAUAGCGUAUAUGAUCUUCGCUUUUAUUGUACUAAUUAUAGUUUCCAAUUGUCAUGGGUUAUCUACUGGUACUGAUAGGGGAGACUCUCUUCCCUUGGGCGCCUCGCUUUGUGGAAAUCAGACAAUAAUAUCACAGAAUGGCACGUUUGAAUUGGGAUUUUUCAGCCCAAACGGAAGCAAUAACUGGUAUCUUGGCAUCUGGUAUGCCAUAUUAUCAGAGAAGACCAUCGUUUGGGUGGCUAAUAGGGAGAGCCCAGCGAAGAAAAAGCCUGGCGUUUUAAAGCUGUCAAAAGAAGGUAAUCUGGGACUUUUUGAUGCACAGGGCACGUCUCUUUGGUCGGCCAACACAUCGAACAAGCCGUCGCGCGCUGUGCUGUUAGAUUCUGGUAAUUUUGUGAUGCUGAACGACUACCAUGAAUCUAAGCCUCUUUGGCAGAGUUUCGACUAUCCUGUAGAUUCCUGGUUGCCUGGGAUGAGGUUCGGUGGACAGCAAAAGCUAAUCGGUUGGAAGAACUCAAUGGAUCCGGCUCCUGGGCUUUUCUCCAUUCAGUUCGAUCCAUCUGGAGCUACACAAUUCGUGCUAACAUGGAACAAUUCUGUCCAGUAUUGGAAGAGUGGAACUUGGGAUGGCAAAAUUCUGAGCGCGCUUCCUGAACUGAUAAACGGAGAGUUGUACAAUGUCAGCCUUGAAAGAACUAGCUCUGGUUUGUAUGUAAGUUAUACAGUGCUGGGCGUGGUCUCAGCUUUUCUCAAAAUUAAGUCGGGAGCAAUACAAACAUUAUCUUUGUUUGAUGACGCUAAACCAUUCAUGAUAGGGAGAAGCCCCACAGAUCAAUGCGACGUAUAUGGUCUUUGUGGCGCUUAUGGAAGCUGUAACUCCGACAACCUUCAGUCCUGCAGCUGCGUGGAAGGUUUUUCACCGGCAGACCAGCGCGCCUGGGACUCACAUGACUGGUGGUCAAGUGGCUGUGUUCGGCAGAGCCCAUUAACCUGCAGUUCCCAAAAAGGCAGCACUGACGAAUUUAUCGACUCUGGUGCAACGUUGCCUGACGAUUCAGCUUCGUCAUACCCUGCACCCACAAAGGUAGAUUGCCAGAAAGCCUGCCUUCGCAACUGCUCGUGUACUGGGUUUACAUUCAAUUCUCCUUCAGGGCCCUGCAGAAUCUGGUCCGGAGAUUUGCUAAACAUCCAGAAGAGCAGAUCGACUGUCUCCAUUCGAGUAGCACUUGCAAAGUUUCAUAAACCACCGUCCUCCUCCAAAGUCAAAACCAUAAUUGUUGUGAGUGCUCUCGCUCUCGCUUUGAUUAUCUUUUUAUUUUUAAUGUGGCAGAGGUAUCGGCUACGACAACGAAUGGAUAUGUGUGAAGAUUCUUCAGACUCUUCUCUAAGAAUGUUUAGUUACAAGGAGUUAAAGAUUGCAACAAUAAAUUUUAGGUCUAAGUUGGGGAGCGGAGGAUUUGGCUCAGUGUUCAAAGGAUCUCUAAGAGACGGCACGCUUGUGGCCAUAAAGAAUUUAGAAGCUUCAAAACAACAUGAGAAGGAAUUCCGAGCGGAAAUCAGUUCUCUUGGCAGCAUACAACAUGGGAAUUUGAUCAGGCUUCGAGGGUUUUGUGCUGAAGGAUCCAGAAGGUUGUUGGCUUAUGAUUACAUGCCCAAUGGCUCUCUAAAUUCCUUGCUGUUCAAAAGUAAACCGAAGGUUCUUGACUGGAAGACCCGAUUCCAGAUCGCUUUAGGAUUUCUCGAUGAAAGUAUCUCCAAAAGUAAACCAAAGGUACUUGACUGGAAGACCCGAUUCCAGAUCGCUUUAGGCACUGCACGAGGUUUAGUUUAUCUCCACGAAGAGUGCAGAGAUCGCAUCAUUCAUGGAGAUAUAAAGCCCGAGAAUAUUCUUCUGGAUGAUAAUUUUUCACCCAAGUUAGCAGAUUUUGGGUUCUCAAAGCUUGUGGGUAGAGAUUUCAGCAAUGUACUGACCACAACCAGAGGAACGAGAGGGUAUUUGGCUCCUGAGUGGAUCUCCGGUCUUCCCAUCACUUCCAAAGUUGAUGUGUACAGUUUUGGUAUAACGCUCUUGGAAAUAGUUUCUGGCCGAAGAAGUCUGGAUUUAAGCGUGCAAGAUUCAAGUCAGUAUUACUUUCCCGCAUGGGCUGCAGCUCAAAUUUGCCAGGGGAGGAUGAUUAAGAUUGUGGACGAAAGUGUUGCAGCGGAGGCAGAUGUUGAAGAGCUGAGAAGAGCUAUUGUUAUUGGAUUGCUAUGCAUAGAAAGCGAGGAGGAGAUGAGGCCAAGCAUGGGGCAAGUGCUGCGGAUGCUGGAAGGGAAGAUGGAGCUCAAACUCCUCCGAUGCUGAAUUUUGCAGUCGUAGAAAACCAAGCCAACCGAACCGAGACUGGGACUGAUAACGAUAGCAAUGACAAUGUUGUAGAAUAAUGUAAAGAGGGUAUGCAUUUUAAGCUUGUAGAAAAGCUAGGAUGUAUUUUAA